Messenger RNA from Melampsora larici-populina 98AG31, 987 nucleotides. RefSeq names its product putative SUMO deconjugating cysteine peptidase Ulp2. The record is from RefSeq and is a predicted model, not a curated record. The transcript has 6 exons. Gene Ontology annotation, molecular function: cysteine-type peptidase activity. NCBI's taxonomy places the organism in Eukaryota, Fungi, Basidiomycota, Pucciniomycetes, Pucciniales, Melampsoraceae. Gene Ontology annotation, biological process: proteolysis. The coding region runs from base 1 to 987 and encodes 328 amino acids.
AUGUGGCAACACUGGACUGGUUGCACUGUGGCAGCACGCAGCAGAACGCUGCGCAACAAAAGUAUGAGGGCUGCAUUUGGUCACCGCUGUGUUGCCCACGAUGAGCUGCAAAACUCGUUGCAAGUGGCAUUGCUGCCUACGUUGCUUACCGCUGAGUUGCAUUGCGCUGCUUGUACAUAUGAGCUUACAUUACAGCUCCCACACCUGGUCCCAAACCCAAACCUGCAGCUCCAUCUAGGUAUCAGGAUGAAGUUGACCUUCAAGUUUGAUCAACCCCAGACUUCCGUACCACCAACAACGGACCAAUCAAGGUCCAGCUCAAGGUCCAGCUCAGCACAUCCACCUACUCAACCUCAAUCUCCUUCAACUACUGAGACUGAUGCGAAUCCCGAAGUUCCUGCUAUGCCACAUCAAUCCAGCCGACCACCAGUUGUUCGAAAAUCAGCCAACAUGAUUGCCCCAUUGCCUGAUAGCCGCCGAGCCCUACCUAGCUCCAAUCAAAACCCUGUUUGUACACCACAGAAGAACAACCCUGGUCCUGAGGAUGCAUCGAGUCCAUCAACAGUGCAGGCUUCCAAGACUAACAAACGGAAGCACAAAGACACCAAAAAACACCAACAAGAACCAUCGGGAGAUCAAACAGUUUGGCUUUAUCAAUCUGAUCUGGACCGUUUCAAAGCAGGAGCAUGGUUGAAUGACAUGCUGGUUGAUUUUGGAUUGAGAAAAUCAGCAAGAAGCCAAACAAGGUAUGCUACAACCCAAUCUGAACUGGCUUAUGAAGGAGUACAAAAGUGGACAAAGUAUCAUGACCUUUUUACAAAGGAUUUGGUGAUCACUCCAAUUCGUCAAAUUCAACACUGGUACUCCAUCAUCCUACUAAAUCCUGGAAAAUUGUUUGAUUCUCCUCAAUCCACGUCUUUGGCUGGCUCAAAGGAGAUGUUAUUUGUCAGCUAUGAGGAACUUAGUCACACUAAAAUUCCCAAAUAA